GCUGAUCGGAGUGUUCUGACGAGUUCGUCAUCCCGUGUCGUCCUUCGCCAUGUUCAAACAACUAUUCUUCUUCGUUUUGUGCACCCUCGCCUGUUCCAGCAGGGUUGAUUACACAGGGCAUAAAGUUCUAACAGUUUCUCCCUCUACGAAAGAGCACAUAUCUUUCUUGGAAAAUCUACGCUCCGACUAUGGGGUGGACCUGUGGAACGAGCCAAAGGGAUUGGACGUGCCUGUUAUGAUCCAUCUGAAACCGGAACUGAUACACGCCGUAGAACAUGAAAUGAGAGAGAGAGGAAUAUCCUAUAAUGUGGCUUUCGACGAUCUUGAAAGAGUUAUCCAAGCAGAAAGGAUUCAAAACGGACCUUCUGAUGCCUCGAGUGGAUUCGACUUCAGUCGAUACAACGAAUACGACAAAAUCGUCAACUUAUUAAAGGAUCUCUCGACGGAAUAUCCGACUCUGGCCAAAUUGGUAACCGCUGGAAAUAGUUUUGAGAAUAGACCCAUUUACAAUCUAAAAAUCAGCUCUGGAGACGGAAGCAGCAAACCAGCUGUUGCAAUCGAAUGUGGCAUACACGCUCGAGAAUGGUCAUCGGUUGCCGCCUGCGCCUACUUCGUGAAUCGGCUUUUGAGUACCUAUAAUUCAGAUCCGACGGUGAAAGGUUUGGUAGAUAAGUACGAGUUCAACGUCAUCGUGGAGUCGAAUCCUGAUGGAUAUGUUUAUACAUGGGAACACGACCGUAUGUGGCGCAAGACUCGUUCCAAAAGCAGUGCUGAUUGGCUUGGAGUGUGCCGUGGGACGGAUGCCAAUAGGAACUUCGAUGUCGAACAUUGUGGAGUGGGAACCAGCAGAAAACCUUGUGAAGAGAUCUACUGCGGUGACAGGCCCUUCUCUGAGAGCGAAGCACGUGCCAUACGGGAUCUUAUGAUUGCUUUAAAAAGCAGGAUCGCUGCCUACUUUUCAAUUCAUGCAUUUUUCCCAACUCUGGAUGACAACCCUAUGGCACCACUAAACAACUACCCUCCCAAUUAUAGUGAACUGCAACGCAUCGGAAACGCUGGAGCGACCGCUUUGGCCAAGAAAUACGGAACUCGAUACAGAGUGGGAUCCAUAGCCAAUAUCAUCUAUGAGGCUGCUGGCUCAUCAGUGGAUUACGCCUACAUUAAGCAAGAUAUAAAAAUUGCCUAUGCUUUGGAACUCCGUGACACAGGGCGUUACGGAUUCUUCUUGCCCCAGAAUCAAAUCCUUCCCACAUGUGAGGAGACCUUCGAAGGCUUACAGGCUGCCAUUCUUGCUCUUUAAUUUCGUGUACAAAUGUCGAAUAAAUAAUUGUGUGAAA
Messenger RNA from Uloborus diversus, 1337 nucleotides. Its product is annotated as carboxypeptidase B-like. Lineage: Eukaryota; Metazoa; Arthropoda; Arachnida; Araneae; Uloboridae. The record is from RefSeq and is a predicted model, not a curated record. Gene Ontology annotation, biological process: proteolysis. Gene Ontology annotation, molecular function: metallocarboxypeptidase activity; zinc ion binding.